Messenger RNA from Peromyscus leucopus (white-footed mouse), 6176 nucleotides. It is a transcript of the gene Klhl8, whose product is annotated as kelch like family member 8. The coding region runs from base 3339 to 5201 and encodes 620 amino acids. NCBI's taxonomy places the organism in Eukaryota, Metazoa, Chordata, Mammalia, Rodentia, Cricetidae. The transcript has 9 exons. Gene Ontology annotation, molecular function: protein binding. The record is from RefSeq and is a predicted model, not a curated record.
CCUCACUGCUCCCCUCCUUUUCCAGUGCUAGGACUAGCUACAGCAUGCCCCAUCCCCUAGUAGUCUUCCAUUUCAGGGGUUAUGUUCAGAUCCUAACUCCAUUUUUAGUUAUUGUUUGUCAGUAGCAGAAGGUAAGGGACCAACUUCAUUCUGUCACAUUUGAUAUCCAGGGUUUUUGUUUGUUUGAUUGGUGGUUUCAUUGGUUUUUUUUUUACUGUGGGACUGAACACAUGCUAAGCAAGUCCCCUACCACUAGCCUAUACCUUUAGCCCUUAUUUUUAUUAAGAUCAGGUCCUGCUAUGUAGUACAGGCUGGUUUUGAACUUGUAGUGAAGUGAAGCCAAGGCUGUCCUCAAACUUGUAAUCCUCCUGCCUCCGAUCCUAGGUCCUGGGUUUAUAUGUUGCCACUGUGCCCUGCUGGUAUCAUCAUCUCUUUGUACCUUCUCCUUUUGUGUUGAAGUCUAUAUCUUUUAAUAAUCUAGCUGUUUCCAUGUAUUUUAUUUUUUUAAUAUUGUUAAUCUAGUUAUAUCUCAUUUCUGUUUGGUGUAUUUGUGUCUUGUGACUUAAAUGGUUUUUUUUUUUCAUCCAAUCUAACAAUGUUUGUCUAAUUUUAAAGGCACUCUUUAAGAUACUUGUAGACUCAUUUUCAGUGGUCACAGACAGUAAGUCCCAUGAACUCUUCCUCUGUUUCCCACGGGGGUCACAUCAUGUGUGGCUUCAGGACUAGGGAUGCACAAUGAUCACUUACAUUUCACCUGUCUUUUGCACUAGCUAAUGUGUAUGUAUGUGCCAUCAUGUGCAGAAUCAUGUGACCCCUGCUGCAGUGAGGCACAGUACAGUUCCGUUAGUGAGCUGAUCUCUUCUGUUCCCUGUUGGAAGCCACAGCCCCUCCUCUCGCACCUUUCCCUUUCUCUCAGAACCCCCACCUCUGCAGUCCUGUCAUUUGAGACUGUUACAGACAGUGGUGCUCCUGUGUAGUAUGUCUCAGGACUUCCGAUAGAUACCGAGACUAUAGAUGGCAUCACCUCCAAACAGACAGUUUUGCAUGCAGAUACUUGGAAGGAGAGAACUGACUCUAUCAAGUUGUCCUCUGAUCUCUACAUGUGUGCCAUAACACAUGUGCCCGCUUCUAUACCACAUACACCAUCAUCAUCCAUGAAAUUUAACUUGUAACUUGAGCCCAGUAAUACAUUAAUAUCAUUUAAUGAGACAGAAUAAUUAUAUGAACAUACUAUAAUAAAAGUGCAUGAAUGCGGUCUCUUCCCUUCUCUCGGAAUGUCUUUCUAUACCAUACUUUUCUUGUGAUGACAAUACUACAGUACGUAGGCAGUGAGAUGGAGGAUGGUGGAUCUGGAUGUAGCAUUAGGAUACUGCAUAUGGUUACCUGGGACACACACUGCGAUGCCACAGCAGCUACUACUAAGUGCUAAUGGGUGGAUAUGUCUACAGAUUGGAUACACUAAACAAGCAAAUGAUUUGCAUCCUGAACAGGAUGGACAGGACUGGACAAGAGCUUAUCCUGCUCCUUAGAAUGUCCAGUUUCUGUUCAAAACCUUUGAGUUAUUUGUGUCUGGUAAGUUUGUCUUAAUAUUUUUAGAACAGGGUUGACUGGUUUAAAGAUGGUUAUCUUGCAAAGUGUCUACAAACCAUGACUCACCCAAAUUGUACCCACCAAAUACUUUCGAGACUUUUAUUGGAACACAGCUGUACUCCUUCAUGAAUUCUCAUUUGGGGCCAUUCUUUUACUACAAAGGCAGAGGUGAGUAGUUUUGAUAGAGUACAAAUGACGCUCAAAGCCAAAGUCACGUACUUGUUGACCCUUUGCAGAAACGGUUUGAUUGCACUACUUGUUUUGUAUUUGUUCUUACUUGGUUUCUGUUUCUUAUGCUCGGGCUUCACAGUGUAGCCUGAGUCUCCCAAGUGCUAGGAUCAGAGGUGUGCGCCACCACGCCUGGCUCUGAAGUGCGGUUGUGAACUUAAAAGAGUUGCUUUAGGGAGCUGGGGAGCUGGGUUGGUAAAAUGCUUGUUGCACACGCGUGAGGGCCUGAGCUCCCUUCCUGGAGACUCUAGUCCACAUUUGUUCUGUCCUAGAAGGAAGUGCAGCGUGUGGAAGUGUGCAAUCUAACGCAGUCAAGAGUGUGGCCCACCAUCACCUCCCACGUACUGUAGCUUAGAGGUUGGUUACACUUCUUACAGGCAAGGAGAUAGAGACAGAUGUGACCUGUUAGGGAUCACCAUCAUGUUGUGUCUGCCACAGAAACUUUAAGAUAUGUUAGUAACUACAGCCCAUGAUUUUAUAUCACCCACUUUGUUUUCUGACAAAGCUGAGAGAUGAGAUUAACAGUAAAAGAACCCCAUAGACCUGACUUUCUGAUUAAGGCAUUUAUAGUUUUCAAAAGCUGCCUACUAUUGCAAGCUUCCAUCCUAACACAAACAUCUGCAGCAUGGUUUACAGUUUUGUAAGCGACCCUGAAGUUUAGUGCACUUCUGUGACCCUCGGGACAGUCCUGUUUAUAGGUAGAGAAACUGAGGGUUAGGAAAACUUUCAAAAAAGAUCACAGUUAGUAAAUGGUAGCAGAUGGUUUAACUUAAAACCCUUUUGUCUCUUUCAGGUAGGCAGAAUUGUAGCAUAUACCUAUUAAUGAUAUGAAUAUUCAUCAAAUAUGCUUAUUAGUGAAGUCAGUGUGAUUUUGUAUGUAAGUAGUAAAUUCUCUAUGGAAAUGCAGAUACAAUGAGGUCUGCACACUUAGUUCAGCUGUUCAUGUUUCUGGUUGUAUAUCUUUAACUCUUGGAAUAUUCCUGUAAGUGAUGCACUCACCCAUUUCCCAAAAGAGAUAACUAAAGCUUAAGCAGGGUCUCAGUGGUGGAAUCAGUCUAACGUAGAAUCUAUGAAGAACCUGAUUCUAUAAAAAUAACCUUUGAUUUUUGCUUUGAGUCCUCAAAGUUUCUAAGCAUAAACUGUUUAGUUCACACCUUCUGGUUUUGAAGCCAGUACAUUCCAUUUUUAUGUCCUUUGUUUUUGUAUUGAAUUUUAAAGCUGUUCUUUUGCUGAUGUAGUUAGAUGAAGCGAGUCAUGUGACAUUUAGUGUAAAGCUGCAGGGUUUCCAGUAUGAUCAAUGUGGUUAUGUGUAUCGAAUUGAUGAAUUAUAAUUGUAACACCUUUUAGUUUAUCUUUGCAUGUUUUUUUUUAAAUAUUUCAGCAAACUAUAUAAUGGCAAUUGAAGGAAUUUUGAAAGCUGUCUAACGUUUAGUGGCUGCAUCUGUCUUCUAUCUUCUCACCCUUACAAGAAGAGUAAAUGGGAUGUUUCAGAAGGAAGCUCCAUAAGAAGAGUGUUGCAAAUGGCUUCAGAGUCUACCAAUGGGAAACAAGUUAGGAGUCACGUGACCAAGGGGCGCCGGCAGCCCCCGCAGCAGCCAGCGAGGAGCAGGUCCUCUGUCAGCGAGUGUGAUGGCGAAGACUCCUUCAUCUUUGAAGCCAACGAAGCGUGGAAAGACUUCCACAGUUCUCUCCUCCGGUUCUAUGAGAAUGGGGAGCUCUGCGAUGUCACACUGAAGGUUGGCUCAAAGCUCAUCUCUUGUCACAAACUGGUGCUAGCUUGUGUGAUUCCCUACUUCAGAGCCAUGUUUCUUUCUGAAAUGGCUGAAGCCAAGCAGGCGCUGAUUGAGAUUCGAGACUUUGAUGGUGAUGCCGUGGAAGACUUGGUGAAAUUCGUCUACUCUUCACGGCUCACGUUGACAGUAGACAACGUCCAGCCUCUCCUGUAUGCGGCAUGUAUCCUGCAGGUUGAACUGGUGGCCAGGGCUUGCUGUGAAUACAUGAAGUUACAUUUUCAUCCCUCCAAUUGCCUGGCAGUACGAGCCUUUGCGGAGAGUCACAACCGAAUAGACCUGAUGGACAUGGCGGACCAGUAUGCCUGCGAGCACUUUACUGAAGUGGUGGAGUGUGAAGACUUCGUGAGUGUGUCACCCCAGCACCUCCACAAGCUGCUGUCCUCCAGUGACCUCAACAUCGACAGUGAGAAGCAGGUCUACAGUGCUGCUAUCAAGUGGCUCCUUGCCAACCCCCAGCAUCACUCUAAAUGGCUGGAUGAGACGCUUGCACAGGUUCGUCUGCCAUUAUUGCCGGUUGAUUUCCUUAUGGGAGUUGUGGCAAAAGAACAGAUUGUCAAGCAAAACCUAAAAUGUAGAGAUCUGCUGGAUGAAGCAAGGAACUAUCACCUUCAUUUGAGCAGCAAACCGGUCCCUGACUUUGAGUACACGGUCCGCACUACCCCAAGGAAGCAUACGGCUGGUGUGCUGUUCUGUGUAGGUGGUCGAGGUGGAUCUGGUGACCCCUUUCGUAGUAUUGAAUGCUAUUCUAUCAACAAAAACAGUUGGUUCUUUGGACCAGAAAUGAAUAGCCGAAGGCGGCAUGUAGGUGUGAUCUCUGUGGAAGGUAAAGUGUAUGCAGUGGGUGGACAUGAUGGGAAUGAGCAUUUAGGUAGCAUGGAGAUGUUUGAUCCUCUCACUAAUAAAUGGAUGAUGAAGGCGUCAAUGAACACCAAGAGGAGAGGAAUUGCUUUGGCCUCCUUAGGGGGCCCAAUAUAUGCAAUUGGAGGGCUAGAUGACAAUACUUGCUUUAGUGACGUGGAGAGAUACGACAUCGAAUCUGACCAGUGGAGUACAGUGGCACCAAUGAACACGCCCCGGGGAGGCGUUGGCUCGGUGGCUUUAGUGAACCAUGUUUACGCAGUGGGUGGCAAUGAUGGAGUGGCCUCCUUAUCCAGUGUGGAGAGGUACCAUCCACAUCUGGACAAGUGGAUAGAGGUCAAGGAAAUGGGUCAGCGCAGAGCAGGCAAUGGUGUUAGUGAGCUUCACGGCUGCUUAUAUGUUGUCGGUGGUUUUGAUGAUAACUCCCCUCUGAGUUCAGUUGAACGGUACGACCCCCGAAGCAACAAGUGGGAUUAUGUGGCAGCACUCACGACCCCCCGGGGAGGAGUAGGCAUCGCUACCGUGAUGGGCAAAAUCUUUGCAGUUGGCGGUCACAAUGGCAAUGCAUACCUGAACACAGUGGAGGCAUUUGAUCCAGUGCUGAACAAGUGGGAGCUGGUCGGACCUGUGUCCCACUGCCGCGCCGGUGCCGGAGUAGCCGUGUGUGACUGUUUAACUAGCCAGAUCCGAGAUGUAGGUCACGGGUCCACUAAUGUGGUGGACUGUAUGUGACGUGAGUCUCAGCAGCAACUGUGCAACCACACGGGAUGCUCGGGAAUCAGCCAGCACUUGACGCGGCCCCCUCUGAUCUGAACGUCGGCUGUUGUGGUGUGGGUACACCUUGUGGACCGAUGGCUGGAGAAUGGUAGUCACAAAGCUGUGUUUCCUGCUCUAGCAAAUAAUGAAGCUGUCUAUCUUUGAACCCAUUCUUGUUCUGAAAGACGUUUCAUGUAGUGCCAAACCUUAAAAUAGCUGUUUAUUUUGAUGAAUAAAAUUUAAUUUAUUGAGUUUUAUCUGUUCUUUCUCCUGAAGAUACUAGCUUCAGGCAGCAGAUUUUUCCCUGAGAAGGGAAGAGUCUGCCCAUCAACAUAAGGACUUGAGGCUCAUUCGACAUGGUGCUGAUGAAUUGAUGUUUUGCUUUUUGUCUCUAGACGGUGACUUUCAGUUCUUGAGUGUUUACCAAGUAGGAAAAUGUGUGUUUCUGAGGCAUUAUUGAAACCAUAUUAGUGUCUGUAAGAAGCCCUUUGUUUCUGUUUGGAGUUUUAGAACUACAGAACGCAGCCAUGCUGGGCCCUCACCGAGUGUAGACUGGCUGUUCUUAGGGCUGUUGCUUUCCAUUUUUCCCAUCUCAUGCAACUGUGCACCUGAGAAUGUCUUAGUAACAACUUUAGACUAGCGAAGUCCAGUGCCCAGUUGGGAGACUUGGAAAAGAAAUGUGUGACACACAUGACCACCUAGGGAAGAAAACCUCAAGGGUCCUUUCACCUUGGUCUCUGGUUUAGUCCUUGGGGUUUUGGACCCAGGAUCCAUUUUCUUCUUAUUCUGUUAUUUGUCACUGUCUUGGUUUUCUAAUUGUACAAAGCUGCAUUUAUUUAUUAUCAGGAGAUGAAUGCAUUUUUACAAAAGCCCUUUAUGUAGUAUAGUUUGAUGAUUAGUUCAAGUUUGUCAUUAAUUAAUAAAAUAUGUUAUUGGUAAAAACAGAGGAAA